This is a messenger RNA of Phoenix dactylifera (date palm), 1399 nucleotides long. Its product is annotated as calcium uniporter protein 3, mitochondrial. Gene Ontology annotation, molecular function: uniporter activity; calcium channel activity. NCBI's taxonomy places the organism in Eukaryota, Viridiplantae, Streptophyta, Magnoliopsida, Arecales, Arecaceae. Gene Ontology annotation, cellular component: uniplex complex. The record is from RefSeq and is a predicted model, not a curated record. Gene Ontology annotation, biological process: mitochondrial calcium ion homeostasis; calcium import into the mitochondrion.
AAAAAAAUAAGAAAGAGAAACGCAGGCUCUGAAAGCAAGACCCCGGAGCACAGGAGAAGAGAGCAGCGCGCUCUCUCUCUGUCCCUUCCCCUUUCUCUCUCUAGUCUCCACCCCCAUUCCUCCGACGUCCGAGCAAUGGCGUUCGGCAAAACCCUGGCUCACCGGUUCCUCAACGCCGCCAGGUCCUCCUCCGCCGGCACCCUCCUCCCUCCCCGCCUCCGCGCCGCCGAGCCGUCCUCUUACCUCCGGCACCUCCUCGCGGACUCCAGCGAGGAGCGGGGGCUCCUCCGCCGGUUCCUCCAGUGGCGGGCCCUCUUCCAGUCGGCGGAGCGGCUCCCCCUCCCGGUCGGCGACGCCCUGGCCGAUCGUAUCCGGAGGCUGAACGGGGAACGCCUCCGCCUCGAGGGGCUCGCCCCCCCGCCCAGAUCCCAGCUGGCAGCGUCGCAGGAGGAGGAGGAGGAGGAGCGGCUCUCGGUGGAGGAGGCGAGGAAGGUGCUGCGCGCGGCGCAGAUGGAGGCGGCGCGGGCGCGGCUGAGGGGGAUCCAGAGGAGCUGCGUGGCGUACGCGGAGUUCACCCAGAUCUGCUGCGGGGUCGCCGGCGUCGAUCAGGGGCUCGGCGUCGCUCGCGCGCUCGACGAUUCCGGGGCCGUCAUCGUCCUCGGCGACGUCGUUUUCCUCCGUCCCGACCUCGUGGCAAAAGCAAUCGAGAACAUGAUUCCGGCAUCGGUGCCCCCUGCGAACAACCCGGAAAUCAAAGAGCUGAAGGAGAUGGAGAAGAAAAAGGCGGAGAUCGACAUGAAGGCCGAGGCCCAGGUGAGGAGGGAGCUCUGGUGCGGGCUGGGCUUCCUGGGGAUCCAGACCGUGGGCUUCAUGCGGCUGACCUUCUGGGAGCUCUCCUGGGACGUGAUGGAGCCCAUUUGCUUCUUCGUCACCUCCCUCUACUUCAUGGCGGGCUAUGCCUUCUUCCUGAGGACCUCCAGGGACCCCUCUUUCGAGGGCUUUUUCGAGAGCCGCUUCGCCGCCAAACAGAAGCGGCUCAUGAAGGCCCACAACUUUGAUAUCAAUAAAUUCCAUGAGCUCGGGAGAGCCGGUCGCAUCCCUCCAUCGCAGCCUCUCAAAGAGUCCUCUCCCUCAUCUUGCUCUUCCUACUGCGAUUGUCACAGCAAGAGCACCUUGUUUGGGCCCAUGCAUUAGACUGCUAGGUUCAUUUGAAAUAACAUAGUCUACAUUGGAAGAGAAUUAAAAAAAAAAAAAAAAAGAUGACAGAGUAGUUGUAACUUCUUAUCCAGAGUAGUUGUAACUUCUUAUCUUUUUGUGACAUAUUCGAACGGAGCCAUUUAGUUUCGUUUGACAUAUGAAAUGAAUCAAUGACACAAGAGGAAGCAUGAGGUGAAAACUA